Penaeus indicus is the source of this 2989-nucleotide messenger RNA. RefSeq lists its product as uncharacterized. The transcript has a single exon. Bases 32 to 2242 code for a protein of 736 amino acids. Lineage: Eukaryota; Metazoa; Arthropoda; Malacostraca; Decapoda; Penaeidae. The record is from RefSeq and is a predicted model, not a curated record.
UGACCUAGUCCUCGUUUUUCCUCCCAAACCUAUGGAACCGUAUGUGUUUUUGCCGCUGGACUCCCUCUCCUCGCCAUCUCUUUCAAAUCGCCUGCCCUCCCUGACCAAGCAUCCUGGAAAUGUGCCACAAACGAAUAUUCAUUCACCUCAGCAUCAUCAAAAUGUCUAUCCAGCAGUACCGUCAGUUCAUCAGUAUUCAGGAGCCGUUAGCCAACCUCAAUUCACACAACAACCAGUCUACAAGCCCAGGGAGCCUGCACAUCCGCCAGCACCAGCCUAUAAACAAGUGGAAACAUCCUAUUCGCCGGCACCAGUGUACAAGCACCCAACACCAUCACAGGCACCAGCACCAGUUUACCAGCACAAACCACUAUCACAUGAACAAGCUGCAAGUUUUCGACAUACAGCUCCUGUACAUUUCCAAAGCGCACCAAUAACCCCCACUGCAUUAAGACCACAAGCAUUCUCUAUUACAGGGCCAGUUUCCUUUGAGACAGAUGCAUUCACUCUUGAAAUUACAUCUGAUGAAAAGGGCUCAAACGAGUUCACAUCACAAGAGGUACGUUCGAAUUCAGUCGAGUCCCCAAAAAGUUUAGAAACCCUAAGCCCGCACAGUCUGCUUGACUUUAGGAACGGCGCAGCAUUGGUGCAUCCAGGACAUGGAUUGUUGUCGCAAUUAGCAAACCACGGCCUUCAGUCUUUCGUUGCUAAAAGGGAGUCACAACCCUCAAUACCCACACACUCACACGCGCUGCAAUACCCUGUAUCCUACAGCCUCGAAUCCAGCCCCUCUCAGGCGAUUGCUUUCCGUUCACAUCCCGGGUCCAACGCCUUUCGUCAUCCACCAGGCAAGACGCCACAGACAGCUCUGCCAAAAGCUCCUCCGCUCUCCAGCUCUUAUCAUCGCCCGGAGAUCAAGUCGAAGGAAGCAGUGCCUCAGCCGCAAGCUCGCCCUCUGCAGAAAGAAGCUCAGCUGUUUUCAAUCCAGUCGUUGCCUUUAGACUCCUUCCACCAGAUUACAGCGCCCCAGUACUUCCACGAGAAGCCCGUAAUCCAAAUCUUGCCUGAAACCCCGAAGCCGAAGACAUUCCAGGUAACGACAACGCCUCGUCCGCCCAAGAAUGCGGCGCCACGGAGAGAACAGCGCCCGGGCACUCCGAGCGGCUCAUCCGGGAGUGCCUUAGGCCAUUCCACUUCGAUACGACAGCCGUAUCCCUCUGCCCACUUGUUGCGCAACUACGCCCCCGCUCACUCAAAGGCUCCUAGCUCUGGCCUGAAGAACAAGCUGUCCAUCGCCCAGAUCUUGUCCUCCGUCGCGCGCCAUUCAUCGGAAUCCUUGGUCACCUCCGACUACUCCAACAUCGCUAUCGCCAACCAUCGCCGUCCUUCCCCGAGCACUUCUCCAGCACCCGCCACCGAGCGCUCCAAAACUGCCGUCGCUAACUAUCCUCCCAAUGCUUCGGCUUCUACUCCAACUCCAAUCUCGUCAUUACAAACCUUAUCGUCGGCGGGAUUGAAGGAAAUAAAGUCGCCGGUAUCAACAUUGCCUUCGCAAUCAGCCUCUUUAUCAUCCUCAUCGUCUUCCUCAUCACCAUCCACUGGCUCAUCAUCAUCAUCAGGUUCUGGUCCCAAAACACCUUCUCCUUCACCAUCAACACUGCCAUCUUUGUCACCAAAAAUAGUACUUUCAGUGUCAUCUUCUGUGAGUUCAUCUUCAUCACCCCAUUCACAUAAUCAGACUCGCUCACCUUCGCUGCCAUCAUCAUCACGUGUUCGAUCACAUUCAAGGGCAGCUUUCACGCGGCCGCAAUCGAUAUUAUCAACGACAACUCAGUCAUCUUUAUCCACUAUGCAAAUGUCGACUGCGUUAUCUUCACUAUCCUUACCUACAACCCCAUCAUUAUCUACACCUUCACCAUCAUCGCCAUUACCAUCAUCAUCAUCCUCGUCAUCUGUACCAUCCACAUCAUCACCUUCGUCAUCUCCAAUAUCUAAAUCAACAGCAUCGCCUCCUCAAUCAUCAUUAUCAUCUUCAUCAUUUAAAUCAUCAUCAUCAUCAUUAUCAUCACUAUCACCACUACCACCAAGACCACUCAAAUCAUCGCCAUCUUCACCAUCAAAAUCAUCAUUACCAUUUUCAAAAUUAAAAUCAUCAUCCACUGCAUCAUCGCCAUCGUCUUCCUUUUCAUCGUCGCCCGUUUUGUCUUCCUCUUCGUCUCUUCCUUCUUCCUCUUCUUCCUAAGCAUCCUUCCCUCCUGCACCCUCUUCCUUCCCUUCCGGACUCUCCCUCCCUUACCCUGACAAUCCCUUGCCUUGUCAUCCUUCCUCAUGCACGACGAAACAGACUUGGACCAGUAAGUACUGUGUUAGUUUUCUUCAUUUCGUUUCAACGUUUUUUUCUUCUUUUCGUCUCUUGUUUUCUUCCCUAUCUGGACUGUGGGUUCGAUUCUCUUCAAAUGCAUGCAAGGAGAUCUGAAUUGACACGAUUAAACGCAGGUGUAUGGAUUCACCAGUCAUUCCUCCUCCAUACGCACGUAUUGGUCGCUGAUUGGUUGAGCCACAGAGCUUGGCCAAUGAGCGAUUGCCACGUGGCGUGAGGAGACGGGUUAUCCUACAGGAACGUGUUAAUAACAUGUCCGUCGACAUGAAUCUGCACUUACGGAGAAGACUUGCAUGACAUGUUUUGACAGAAGGUGCUAUCCAUUACAUAAUGAUCACCAUAAUCAUGACAUGACAGUUGAUAAGACAGUGAUGGGAGAGGCGUUCCGGAAAUAAAUGUAUGUCGGACGGAUAAAUAAGAUAAUAGGAGAAUAAUAGCAUUGGGUGUAUAUUUGUAUAUAUGUACAUACCUAAAUCUUUCGCAAAAUAGUAAUACGAUGAUAUAUGAAAUUCUUUUGUUAAUCAAAAUUGAAGAAUAAAAUCACGUAAUAAUUUGAAAAUAAACAUCUAUCCUUUUUUGCAGUAUAUUUACUAAUAAGAUAUUAAUUUU